Necator americanus (New World hookworm) is the source of this 1152-nucleotide messenger RNA. RefSeq lists its product as uncharacterized. The transcript is spliced from 12 exons. Gene Ontology annotation, molecular function: protein tyrosine phosphatase activity. The record is from RefSeq and is a predicted model, not a curated record. The coding region runs from base 1 to 1152 and encodes 383 amino acids. Gene Ontology annotation, biological process: protein dephosphorylation. Lineage: Eukaryota; Metazoa; Nematoda; Chromadorea; Rhabditida; Ancylostomatidae.
AUGUACGAUGUCCUGCGUAGUACGUGGUCAGCAAACUAUCGAUCAGUAUCGGGGAAAAAGACUAGGCGUUUGCGUAAGAAGGAUACCAACAAAGACACACCAAUACCAGAAGAUUCGACACAAAAUCCGAAGCAGUCUAAGCCAGCACAAGAGAAUAAAGAGGACAUUACUCAAACAGAAAGAAAGAAAAAAAGUAGUGCCAAACAAGGGCAAGGGAGUGCUGGAAAGGGUGCUAAGCCACCCGCUUUAAAUCCUGAAGUAGAGAAAGCUGUCGAUAAGUUUGUAAAACAUGCUACCGAGUCUGGCAUUGAUGCUCUUCGUGAGGAGAGCCGCUCUGUAUUGGAAUAUCUACCAGCUCCUGGAACGUGCAAAGAAUUCUCGUCAACGCCGGAUCGUAAUCGUUUUCCUGAAAUUCAAUGUCUCGAUGAAUCUCGUGUGAUACUUGAACAGAGCGAAUCCACAGCGAAUACUUAUAUUCAUGCAAACCGAGUGAAACUGGAAAAGGCGGAUCGUCCGUACAUCUUAACCCAAGGUCCGAAAGAGAACACUAUAGAGGAUUUUUGGCGUAUGAUUUUCCAGGAGCAGUGUGCUGGGGUUGUAAUGUUGUGUAACUACUACGAGGAUGGAAUGCAAAAGUGCGACGAGUUUUUUCCAACGGAAAAUGGUGGCUACAAAUACUAUGGGAAGAUGUUUGUCAACAACAAAAAGGUAGAUCACCUUGAUCAGCAUGACAUAUACACGCUAGAAAUUUUGCCGGAUGGUUGCUCGAACUCCAUCCUAACUCGUCUUGCACACUGCACAACAUGGCCCGAUAAGGCGGUCCCAAGCAGUGGUCGCAUGGUGCUUCGAUUGUUGAAGUGGAUGCAGUCACUAGAUGCGCCGGCUCCCGUUGCUGUGAUAAGUGGUGCUGGUGUUGGUCGGGCAGGUACUUACAUAGCAAUAGAUCAAGUUUGUACUCGGCUGUUCAAAGGAUUUGACGUAUCGGUAAAAGAAAUGGCAAUUGAAAUCCGUAAACAACGUGCGCAUGCUAUUUCGAAUGAAUUGCAGUACUUUUUCGUCUACUCAACAGUACUCGACUAUAUUAGGGCAAAAAUUCCAAAAUACCACAGUGUAGUGGCGAAAUUCUAUAACGAGCUGAGUCAGGCAAUAUAA